Amphibalanus amphitrite is the source of this 3003-nucleotide messenger RNA. RefSeq names its product glutamate receptor ionotropic, NMDA 2B-like. Gene Ontology annotation, molecular function: transmitter-gated monoatomic ion channel activity involved in regulation of postsynaptic membrane potential; NMDA glutamate receptor activity. The transcript has 18 exons. Gene Ontology annotation, biological process: synaptic transmission, glutamatergic; modulation of chemical synaptic transmission; monoatomic ion transport. Gene Ontology annotation, cellular component: postsynaptic membrane; plasma membrane. The record is from RefSeq and is a predicted model, not a curated record. The annotation marks the transcript as partial. NCBI's taxonomy places the organism in Eukaryota, Metazoa, Arthropoda, Thecostraca, Balanomorpha, Balanidae.
GUUCACCAUCAUCGGCACGCUGACGGUGUCCAGUCAGGAGGCCGACCUGUCCGAGCUCAGUCAGUCGGACGCGCGCAUCAUCCUGCUCUACUCGACCCGCGACGAGGCCAAGGAGAUCCUGCGGCAGGCCACCGCCAGCGGACUGACAGGGAAGAACUACGUGUGGAUCGUGACGCAGAGCGUGCAGGGCAGCACGGCAGUGGCGCCCGACAGUUUCCCCAUCGGAAUGCUCGGCGUCCAUUUCCGGACGGACGAGGAGAGUCUGAAGGAGGCGAUCGGCCGCGCCAUGACGGUGUACGCUCACGGCCUGGAGCUGCUGUACCGGGACCGGGCGGCGGCCGGCAACCUCAGCCUCAGCCCGGCGCUCUCCUGCACCGGCGGCGGGCAGUCGCGCUGGGCUGACGGCGAGCGCUUCUACCGGUACCUGCGCAGCGUCCGAGUGCCGGGCGCGCACAACCAGCCCGAGCUGGCGUUUGACGCCAACGGCGGCCGGACGGCGGUGGAGCUGACCAUCCGCAACCUGCGCUCCGACACCAGCGGCGCCAAGGCCUGGGAGCCGAUCGGCACGUGGCGCUCCUGGGGCGGCAGUCAGGGACAGGGCGACCUGGACAUCAAGGACAUCGUCUGGCCCGGCUACUCGCAUCUGCCGCCGGAAGGCGUUCCGGAGAAGUUCCACCUGCGUGUGGUGUUCAUGGAGGACUCUCCGUACGUGAUGCUGGACCCGCCCGAUCCCGUCACUGGAACGUGCGCCGCCAACAAGGGCGUGCUCUGCCGCGUGGCCAACGAGACGGCGCUGCACGGGGUGAACAUGACGGAGGCGCGGGCGGACCCGCGCCUCUUCCGCUGCUGCUCCGGCUUCUGCAUCGAUCUGCUGGAGAAGUUCGCCGACGACCUGGGCUUCACAUACGACCUCUUCAGGAACGAGGACGGCCUCUGGGGCGCCCAGGUGCACGAGGAUGGCAAGGUGCGCUGGAACGGCCUGCCGGGCGUGCUCAUCAACAAGAAGGCCGACAUGGUGAUGACGUCGUUCAAGAUCAACUCGUACCGUCAGACGGCCGUCGACUUCACCGUGCCCUUCCUGGACACCGGCGUCAGCAUCGUGGUCUCCAAACGCACCGGCAUCAUCUCCCCGACGGCCUUCCUCGAGCCGUUUGACACGGCCUCCUGGCUGCUGGUGGCUCUGGUGGCCAUCCAGGCCGCCGGCGCCGCCAUCUUCAUCUUCGAGUGGCUCUCCCCCAUCGGAUACGACAUGAAGGUGGCGCCGCCGUCCGACUACAAAUUCUCGCUGUUCCGCACGCUGUGGAUGGUCUGGGCCAUCCUGUUUCAGGCUGCCGUGGAGCUCGACGUGCCCCGAGGCUACACCGCCAGGUUCAUGGCCAACGUGUGGGCUCUGUUUGCGCUCAUCUUCCUGGCCAUCUACACGGCCAACCUGGCGGCGUUCAUGAUCACCCGCGAGGAGUACUACAAGCUGGACGGCAUCGACGACCACAGGCUGCGGGACCCGCGCUGGAAGGACCCCCAUUUCCGGUUCGGCACCAUCCUGCACGGCAACACGGACUCGCUGCUGAAACAGAACUUCCCCGAGAUGCACCACUACAUGCUCAAGUUCAACAAGAGCAGCGUCGUUGAGGGCAUCAAGGCCGUCAAGAGCGGGGAGCUGGACGCGUUCAUUUACGACGCCACGGUGCUCGAGUACCACGCCGGUCAGGAUGACGAGUGCCGCCUGCUGACCGUUGGCCAGUGGUACGCCAUGACAGGGUACGGCGUGGGCUUUCCUCGCAACAGCAAACACAUCGACGCCUUCAACGAGAGGAUCAUGCACUACCGACAGAACGGGGACCUGGAGCGGCUGCACCGCUUCUGGUUCACGGGCGCCUGUCGGCCCGACCAGCAGAAGAAGUCGAGCAGCAACCCGCUGACGCUGGACCAGUUCCUGUCGACGUUCCUGCUGCUCGGCUGCGGCAUCCUGCUGUCGGCCGUGCUGCUUGGCUGCGAGUACCUCUACUUCCGGUACGUGCGGCCGCGGCUGGCGCGGGUGGACCGCGUGGGCGGCUGCUGCUCGCUCAUGUCCCUCAGCAUGGGAAGGUCGCUCAACUUCCGCGGCGUCGUACUGGAGGCGCAAAACACCAUGAAGUCGCUGCGCCGGUGCCGGGACGCCGCCUGCGACACCCAGCUCUGGCGUCUGAAGCACGAGCUGCAGCUGGCGCAGGCGCGCCUGACGGCGCUGGAGCAGCAGUGCGGCGCGCGCGGGCUGCCCGGCUCGCCGGCCAGCCGCCGCCGGCCGCCGGACGUGCGGCCCGACGACAUCAUGGACUCGAACCACGUCCGGAGGAGCCGGUCGGCCGAACGGUGGCCGCCGGCCGCGCCGCAGCACCUCCACACCAGGCCGGCCGCCGAGUCGUGGCAGGUGGCGGAGCUGGAGACGGUGCUAUAGGCGACAGUGGCGCCGCGCAGCGUCCGCCGCUGAAACACUAGUUACCGGACUCGCCGUGCGGCGGCGCUGUGUGCCGCGGCUGGGUACCGCCUGGUUACCGAGCAGUGUGAUAUUUGCGGAGCUCGGAGGUGUUUUCUAGUCUUCAGAGUGAGCAUGUUUGUGCGCCGCGUAGUGAAAUGACGUGACAGUGAGCCUGAGGACCCAGCCUGUCCACUGAUGCAAUAGCGCCGUGCCGGACGGCGGCCGGCAGAGACGGGUACUGGGGCUGGGCGGCUGAUCGACCACCGCCCGGCCGACUCACUCAACAUUGCCACUCAUCGCUGUCCAUGUCCAUCAAUAUCACCGGAUGUGGGCGACCUCGCAGUCGGAAUUCAUCUCACACCACUAGCAGGUCAUUGUCUGACCCCUAACCGAUGUGUAAGGUCGCGUGCUCAGCUCGCCCACCUGCCGACCAGGCCGGGGCGCGUGCUCAGCUCGCCGACCAGGCCGGGGCCGCCGGUGUACGUACCUCCACCGUCCAGUGGCCGCCCGUUCACCGUGUGACGACAAUACAGCCGCCCGACUCUGUA